GUCCGGGAUCAGAUUAUAUCAUUAAAGGAUUAACUACCUAGAUUGCGAAUUUAACUAUUUAGUAUUAUCUAUUAUUAAUAUAUAUUUCAAGAACUACCUAUUUGUUUGUGAACAUGAAAAGUACAUAUUGAUUGGUCCCCUUCUACAUUCCCGAAAAUAAAAAUAUUAAAUUAUGCAUUUGUUUAUUACCGUUUUAGUUUAGUUUACAAACCGACAAGUGAAUUAGAUUAAAUUAUGAGUGCAUUAAAGUGUAUACUUAGCGAGAAAGGAAAGGAGCUUCUUAUAUAUAUAUAUAUAUAUAAAUAUCGUUUUCAUAAAGAACUAACUGGUGGUAUCAAACGUUGGGUGUGUUCGGUAAGUGGAAAUAAAAAGUGUACGACCCAUUUGAAGACAGAGGGGAAAACAAAUAUAAUUGCAGUUGUUGAUAACCAUAACCACCCGCCACUUGAUGAAAUUUUUUUUAACAGGAAUGAAGUGAGUAAUUCUUUGAAAAGAAAAGCUUCAGAAGAUUUAAGUGAGAUACCUUUAAAAUUCAUUCACCGAGAACUGAGGAAGGGAGAUGUCGAAACAUUGACUAAUUGCGAUGUCAAAUGUAUAAGAAACAAUAUAUACCACUCUCGAAGGAGCUUUCUACCAAAACUACCAACAACUCAACGAGAAGUUCACAACGUUCUUAAUUCCUAUCCUGUUAUGACAAAUCGGGGCGAAACUUUUCUUCUUAUAUUGUUCUCUGUGUAGUUUACAACACAGAAAACAAUAUAAUUAUUUUCUUAUCGAAAAGGAAUUUAGAGUUGUUGUGCAGUUUGAAAUCCAUAUAUGUGGAUGGGACAUUCAAUUACUGCACUAAAUUUUUUC
Molecule: messenger RNA, 855 nt
Organism: Psylliodes chrysocephalus
Lineage: Eukaryota; Metazoa; Arthropoda; Insecta; Coleoptera; Chrysomelidae
Source: the annotation of a GenBank genome assembly